Molecule: messenger RNA, 3597 nt
Organism: Hypanus sabinus (Atlantic stingray)
Lineage: Eukaryota; Metazoa; Chordata; Chondrichthyes; Myliobatiformes; Dasyatidae
Gene: gk
Product: glycerol kinase
Exons: 19
Coding region: 94-1692 (532 amino acids)
Biological process (GO): glycerol metabolic process; glycerol-3-phosphate biosynthetic process; triglyceride metabolic process
Cellular component (GO): mitochondrion
Molecular function (GO): glycerol kinase activity
Source: RefSeq, a predicted model, not a curated record
CAUGACGUCGCACUCAGCGCGACGUGAGCGUGUCAUAAAGCCCGUCGCUGGGGAGACAGGGUGCUUGUCUGACUUCCCGGGCGGUCAGUUACCAUGGGGGUCUUGGUGGGCGCAAUUGAUCAAGGCACUAGCUCCACUCGGUUCAUGGUCUUUGAUCCUAAGACAUCUAAAGUUGUUGCUCAACACCAAGUGGAAAUUACACAUCAUCUUCCAAGGGCAGGAUGGGUAGAAGAGGAGCCCAAGGAAAUUUUGCAUUCUGUUGUGGAAUGUAUUGAGAAGACAUGCGACAAACUGAAAUAUCUUGGGAUAGAAACUUCCGAUAUUAAAGCUAUUGGAAUCAGCAAUCAAAGAGAAACAACAAUCGUGUGGGAUAAAAUCACUGGAUCUCCACUCUACAAUGCAAUUGUGUGGCUCGACCUCAGGACACAGUCAACUGUGGAAAAGCUUAUUAACCAACAUCCGGAGAAAAACAAAAAUGUUCUUCAGGCACAAACUGGCCUUCCAAUCAGCACCUAUUUCAGUGCUGUGAAACUGCGGUGGCUGCUUGACAAUGUGGAAGGUAUUAAGAACGCGGUAGCCAAUAACCGGGCUCUGUUUGGAACUGUUGAUUCUUGGCUUAUUUGGUGUCUGACAGGUGCAAACAAUGGUGGUGUUCACUGCACAGAUGUGACCAAUGCUAGUAGAACUUUGCUGUUCAACAUCAAUACCCUUGAGUGGGAUCCUCAACUCUGCAAGUUCUUUGAUGUACCAAUGAGCAUUCUUCCAGAAGUAAGAAGUUCAUCGGAAAUUUAUGGAUACGUGAAAGGUGGGACACUGACCAAUGUGCCCAUUUCAGGAUGUUUAGGUGACCAAUGUGCUGCCUUGGUUGGGCAAUUGUGUUUUAAACCUGGAGAUUCAAAAAAUACAUACGGCACAGGCUGUUUCCUCUUGAGUAACACAGGACAGAAGCCGGUGUUCUCUAAACAUGGCCUUCUGACAACGGUAGCGUAUAAAUUAGGCAAGAACAAGCCUGCACACUAUGCACUGGAAGGAUCAGUCGCUAUAGGUGGUGCUGUAGUGCGAUGGUUGCGAGAAAAUCUUCGAAUCAUUAAUUCAGCUGAGGAAGUUGAAAAGCUCGCUGCAUCUGUGGGUUCCUCUCAUGGUUGCUAUUUUGUUCCAGCCUUCUCGGGGUUAUAUGCACCAUAUUGGGAACCUAGUGCAAGAGGAAUAAUUUGUGGCAUUACCCAGUUUACAAAUAGAAAUCACAUUGCAUUUGCUGCUUUAGAAUCUGUUGCCUUUCAAACACGUGAGCUUCUUGAGGCCAUGAACAAAGACGCUGGGAUCAAACAGACACAUCUCAGAGUAGACGGAGGAAUGACCAGCAACAAGAUAAUGCUGCAACUUCAAUCAGAUAUACUUGGUAUACCAGUUGUGAAAGCAAGCAUGGCACAAACAACUGCACUAGGAGUAGCCAUGGUGGCUGGUGCUGCAGAUGGUAUUGGAGUCUGGAAUCUGCCAAAAGACGGUUCCUCAAUCUCAGACUGGGAAAAAUUUGAACCACAGAUAGAGAUUGAAGAGAGCAACAAACGGUUUCAUCGCUGGAAGUUAGCAGUACAAAAAUCAAUAGGCUGGGUGGAGCAAGGUGACGAGGAUUUUGAUGGACAGGGAAUACGGCCGUUCCUCAAAGCUACCACUGUGCCAUUUUCCUCAUGAAUUGUUUGCCUUCCAAUAUUUGGACACAGCAAAUUAAAGCAUUCAUUGAAAGUGCCUUUUAGGUAUUAUCAAGAUGCAGAAAUGAAUGCUGGUACUUUAAUUGCAGGAUUUAGUAGAGAAAACCAAUGUAAGAAUUGUGAAGGAACAUUAAAUCGACAAGCAGGAUAAAGUAUUGCUGUGGAAUUAUUAAAUGACUAUAUAAAAUUUAAGUUCAGGAUUUGCAAUUUUGCACUCUUAAUCUGAGACUGUAUCACUGAUUUGAUGCUGAAUUUGAACGGGUUAAAUCCUAACAUUCAUCACCUGCUCAUCUUACUGAAGAGUCCUUUAUGAAAGUGUGUCUUCCAAAAAAUGGAUUUGGGACAGAAAUGGCUUAAGGACACAAGGAAUUUAGUGAAAUGAGAAACUGAAUGGAGAUGCAGUAUAGAGAAGGGGAGAAAUUGGUCAUUAAAUGCACAGUAGAAUUAGAAUGCUACUUGAAAUCAACUACAUGAUCAACUUUUAUGGUAGAAUCAAGUUACUGCAGUUAAUUAUGAUAUUAAGUGCUGUGAUCUCCUGGAGAGAUUUCACAUAAAGCCCUUGGAAAUUUAGAUAACAAAUGUAUUUGUUAACUUUUGCAUAAAUUAUUGAAUGCGAACUAAGUCCAGAUUGACAAAUCAUAACUUUUUGUUAAACUACAGUAUUUGAAUGAAAUUCAAAUACAAUAUGGUUCAGGGCACUUUUGGAAUGAUUAGACUUGGUUCACCUGCUUCAGGAAUAUAAAGAAUUGACAAUAUUAAGCCAGGAUUCUAAAGGAAAAUUAAUAUCAGAUUAUAAAAUGGAUGCUUUGAAAAUAAUUCUGUAUGUUGCUUGAAAGCUUAUCAAAUCACCUGAUUGGAAUUCUUCAGUCUGACUCUACAAAAAUGUACUUGAGUUCAGAUUGCAAUAUGUUUUUAUUUUUUAAUUCCUUGUAAGUAAAAUAAUAGUUGAUUCUUGACAGAAGAAGCACCAGUUGUGCCGUAAUGUGUAACCUUGUAAAGACAUAGAGUAAUCAAACGUCAGUGGAAUAUUAUUUACUUUUGUCUACAUUUGGCUUAAUGGCAACUCAUUAUAUCCUUUGUACAGGAAAAUACUUUGCAAAAUGACAAAUUCCUUUAAUCAUCUGUAUUGCUGUUUCCCCCCCCCCCUCAAAAAAAUGCAUUUAUAGGUGGGUCUGAAAGUUAACAUUUCAUCCAAGGGUAAUAGUCAAAUGACCCAACAGGUUCAGCCCAAUAGUUCAACCAUCCUUCAAGGCUCCUUGAGUUGUUGGAUCUUAUGGUCUUGUAAGAGUGCAUAAUAUAUUUAAGGAGCUGUCUCUUGGCUCCUCACUAAUUGAGAAUUUAUUAGUUAACCCUCAGAUGCCCCGUGUCUUGAGAUAGUACUUUAUAGAGAAUAUUCAAUGUAAUGUCCAUUUGGCGUGGAAAUAUUCGGCAAAGGAAUAAGAGUCAGAUUCUUGCAACACUAGUGAAGAGGAAGAAAUUAGAACUGCAAGAAUUUUGAAAUGUUUUUGAAAAUCUCCAGCUCUGUGCAUUUCAUUUCACUUACAGCACCUGUUUUGCAUGUAUUGGCAGUAGGCAACUAAAUCUCCUCACUUAGGUGGAUCACCUGCUUUUCAAGCUGUGACUGGUGCUCACCAGAUCCAGGCAUGUGAAUUGUGCAUGUCUUUGCUCAUAUAAUUGAAAGCUAUGUAAGGGAAUGAAUAGAAUGUGGGUUGUUUCUAAACUGAGCUAUGUAGAUGAAAUAGUUAUUGUGACAAAUAUCCUAUCUUAAUGCUUGAAAAUUGGAGGAAACAAAUUUCUCAGAGGAAAAUGUAUUUCAAAUUAAAUUUUUUAUGAAAUGCUGGUUUCUUUGUGCAUGUAUUUUAAACUUAAUAAAGUUGGGUAUAUCAAC